This is a messenger RNA of Erythranthe guttata (spotted monkey flower), 1599 nucleotides long. NCBI's taxonomy places the organism in Eukaryota, Viridiplantae, Streptophyta, Magnoliopsida, Lamiales, Phrymaceae. The record is from RefSeq and is a predicted model, not a curated record.
AACAAACACGCACAAAAAAAAAAUGGCGUCCGCCGCCAAAACACAGAAGCCGACGCCGCAUGCAGUUUGCGUACCUUUUCCGGCGCAAGGGCACAUCAACCCGAUGCUCAAGUUAGCCUUUCUUCUUCACCGCAAAGGCUUCCACAUAACCUUCGUCCACACGGAGUACAACCACAACCGCCUCCUCAAGACCGGCGGCACCGCCGCCGUUUUUCCCCUGCCGGACUUCCAGUUCGCCACAAUUCCCGAUGGCCUACCUCCACCGGAGAACGAAGACUCUACGCAGGACAUUAGAUCUUUGUGUUUGUCGACGAGAGAGCACAGCUUGGCCCCACUCAACGAACUCAUCGACAGGUUGAACGGCGGCCACCCGAGAUCGCCGCCGCCCGUGAGCUGCGUGAUUGCUGAUAUGCAUAUGUGGUUUGUGCUGGACGCGGCGGAUCGGAUCCGUGUUCCCGGCGUGCUUCUGCAGACUAGUUGUGCCGGAGAUUUCAUGUGCAAUAAAAACAUUCCGCGUCUCGUGGAGAAAGGCUUCGUACCUUUUAAAGGUAAAUAUACGGCUUUUGAGAUCCUACAUGAAAGCUCUUUCACGAACGGACACUUGGAUAAACCUCAAAUCGAUUGGGUCCCCGGAAUAUUCCCUCUCCGACUGAAAGACUUCUGCAACUUCGUUAUCCAAACAACCGAUCCAAACGAUGCCUUAUUGCAGUUCGUCAUCGCCGGAACUUCUCGUUCAUCGACGGCGGCGGCGAUAAUCAUCAACACCUUCGACGCGCUGGAGCAGAACGUGCUUUCCGCCCUCUCCACAAUGUCCCCGCCGAUCUACACCGUCGGAUCUCUUCAUCUCCUCCACAAUCAGCCGUCGGAAAACAUGAGCGACGACGCCACCAAAUCGAUGAGAUCCAGCCUCUGGAGAGAAGACGCCUCCGUACUCAAAUGGCUCGAUUCGAAGCCGGAAAAUUCGGUAAUCUACGUCAAUUUCGGCAGUAUCGCAGUUCUAACUCAACACCAGCUGAUCGAAUUGGCGUGGGGGCUCGCCGGGAGCGAGAGGAAUUUCGUGUGGAUUGUGCGGCCGGAUUCGGUGCGUGGGGAGAACGCGCCGCUUCCGGAGGAGUUCUGGGCGGAGAUCCGGGGGAGGGGAUUCGUGGCCGGGUGGUGCCCGCAGGAGGAGGUGCUCGGCCACGCGGCGGUGGGGGGGUUUCUGACGCACUGCGGCUGGAAUUCGUUGCUGGAGAGCGUUUGCGGUGGGGUUCCGGUGCUGUGCUGGCCGUUAUUCGCCGAUCAGAAUGUGAAUUGCAGGUACGCGUGUGAGGAAUGGGGGAUCGGCGUGGAGGUUAAGGGCGGCGAUGUGAAGAGAGAUGAAUUGGGGAUUCUAGUGAGAGAGUUGAUGGAUGGGGAGAGAGGUGAGAUUUUGAGGAAAAGGGCGGCGGAGUGGAAAGAGAAGGCGGCGGCGGCCGUUGCCUGCGGUGGUUCGUCGUGUUUGAAUUUGGAUAGGUUGAUCACUGAGGUUUUGAAUGCCUGAUUUUUGCAUUUCGGGAUUUGGCAAUUAUUCUUUCUUUUACUAUUUUAUAAAUUAAGUUAUUAUUAUUCAAUAAAAGG